AUGACCGUCGCAACCGCACUGGCAUCCACCCUGGGCCCGAGGGACAAGCUCCCGCUCCGGCGCGACUCGUCGUCGUCGGUCGACUCGGACGACUCGUCGAACGCGUCCGAGACGCCCAUCUCGUACGCGACCGACCCGAACCGCCCCAAGGGCGAGCCGACACCGCGCACGACUAAGCAGAAGGUCGACCGCCGCCCGCCGUCGACGUUCUACCUCAAGCCUCGCUCGGAGAUGACGCUCGCCGAAAAGAUCUGCAACCUCGCGACGUGCCCGACCAGCAUGCACGAGCUCAAAGACGAGUCGAUCGACCGCGGCCCCGUCCCGCGCCAACCCGUCCUCUCUGAGAACUGGUACAUCGUCAAGCACGCGCUCGUUCCGCUCGCGAUUCAUCAAGCGAGCCACUACCUGCUGCCGAACCUCAAGUGGCCCUUCUGGUUUGCCUGGCCGUUCUACAUCGCCGCCCUCAUGCAUUUCGCGCUCGGCUGGGUCGCUCGCCUCAAUCGCAUGUGCGUCGAGCUCGGAACAUUCGACGAGAAGAACAUCGGCCGCGACCGGACGCCGGACAAGUCGGUCAAGCACCUCGCCGCCGGCAUCACCGCCUACAUGAUCGUCCGCACCGGCUUCACGUUCUACCUCCACUACUCGCCGGACAUCUCGCCCCUCACCGACUUCACGUGGACCUACCCGCUGCGCCUGGCGGCGUGGCAGGUCACGCUCGACUACUUCUUCUACUGCUACCACCGGGCGUCGCACGAGGUCGACACACUCUGGUUCAUCCACAUGCACCACCACACGACCAAGCACCCGACCGCCAUCCUCGCCAUCCUCGCCGAAGAGUACCAGGAGGUCCUCGAGGUGUUCCUCAUCCCGCUCACGGCAACGCUUCUCAUCCCCAUGAGCUUCUCGGAGAUGUGGAUGACCCUAUGCUACACCCUCUACGUCGAGAUCCUUGGACACUCGGGCGUCCGCUCCUUCUUCGGCCACCCGAUCCUCACCGCCCCGCUCGAGCCCCUCGGCAUGGGCCUCAUCGUCGAGGACCACGACCUGCACCACCGCUUCGGCAAGAGCGGCCUCAACUACGGCAAGCAGAGCCGGGUCUGGGACCGCAUCUUCGGUACCUGCGGCGAGCGCAUCGAGACGUACGGCAUGUGA
Messenger RNA from Rhodotorula graminis WP1, 1152 nucleotides. RefSeq lists its product as uncharacterized. The record is from RefSeq and is a predicted model, not a curated record. Gene Ontology annotation, molecular function: iron ion binding; C-4 methylsterol oxidase activity. Gene Ontology annotation, biological process: ergosterol biosynthetic process. NCBI's taxonomy places the organism in Eukaryota, Fungi, Basidiomycota, Microbotryomycetes, Sporidiobolales, Sporidiobolaceae. The transcript has 9 exons. The coding region runs from base 1 to 1152 and encodes 383 amino acids.